This is a messenger RNA of Fusarium redolens, 1248 nucleotides long. RefSeq lists its product as uncharacterized. The record is from RefSeq and is a predicted model, not a curated record. NCBI's taxonomy places the organism in Eukaryota, Fungi, Ascomycota, Sordariomycetes, Hypocreales, Nectriaceae. The transcript has a single exon. Bases 1 to 1248 code for a protein of 415 amino acids.
AUGGGACGAACUGAGCCGUCCGUUGGCCGACCACCGGCGGCUUUUCGCAAGGAUGCACGCGCCAAAAAGGCAAAGGCCACCAUCAACAAGGUCAUUCCCAGCCUACUCCCUGGAUAUCCCGGUGCUCAGAAAGGAAUCAAUUCGGCAGAGCUUGUACCUUUCAUCAAUGGCCCAGUCUUGCCUGCAGUCUAUGAGAAGCUCUUGAAGGAACAGAAGGAUAAGGGCGAUACAGCAACGAAAGGCAAAUCUACAAAUGGCGCUGAAGAUCCCUAUGAGAGCUUGGAAAAGCUUAAAACACCCAGAAUAUCAUUUAGGGAAGUCGAUACGCUUACGGCUGCGCGAGAUCUUCUCAAUAUUGAGACACCGGUGGGCAUCAAAGCAGAUCUUGGUAAUACUAGAGCUCAUGUGACGAUUUUGAACAUGGGCUCACCACUGAACCCUGGAGGCGGAUUUCUCAAUGGUGCAAACAGUCAGGAGGAGUCAUUAUGCAUGCGUACUACGUUGUAUCCUUCUCUCAAGGACGAGUGGUACCGACUUCCCGAAUAUUCUUCGAUUUGGACUCCGAAUGUGUUGGUCUUCAGAGAUGAAGAAGGGAACGAUUUGGACAAGAAAGAUCGAUUUUACGUCGACUGUAUCACAGCAGCUAUGAUCCGCGGCCCGGAAUUCGAGCUCGACGGCGACGGAGUAGCAUCAUACGCCAACAAGAAGGAUCGCGACACAGCGCAAGCCAAGAUGAGGGCUGUUAUGCGAAUCGCUAUGUUUAAAAAGUCCAAACGCCUCGUACUCGGAGCCUGGGGCUGUGGAGCGCAUGGAAACCCCGUCGGUGAAAUAGCAAGAAUUUGGAAAUCUGUUCUAAGUCCAAAAUACGACAAGUCAAAGCCGUUAAAGGAGAGAUGGGAAUACAUUGAUGAGAUUGUGUUUGCAAUCAAGGAUCACAACAUGGCGCAGGCUUUUGCGGAAGCUUGGGGUGAUGGUCUUGAACGGCCAGACGAAGGAAAGGACGAGAUUAAAGAGGAACAAGAGGAGGAUGCUGAGGUGGUUGAUCUGACCGAUGUCAAGACGCAAGAGUUGAAGGAUAAGAUCAGGGAGCUGGAGCAGAGGAUCCAGAGAGUGAAUAAUCAUAAGGUCUCGGAUGGCUUGAAGACUGUUCUUGAGGGGCUGAAGAAACAACUCCCUGAAGAGGAUGAAGUUUCGACGCAGGAGAGUGAAUGGGAGGAUGUCAAAGCUGAAGGCACCGGAUCUAGCUGA